This is a messenger RNA of Phyllotreta striolata, 2705 nucleotides long. The record is from the annotation of a GenBank genome assembly. Lineage: Eukaryota; Metazoa; Arthropoda; Insecta; Coleoptera; Chrysomelidae.
AUGUACAAACUUGACAGUACCCUACAAUCGCUCAAUUACCAAACCACCUUCUAUUCCAGCUCGUCCGCCAGAAUCUCCUACACAACCAAAAACAAUGAGCGCAACAACGUGACCUCCAGCCCCAUCCGAAAAUGCCCCGCCACCCGGACCGUCCCCAUCACCACCAUGGCACGCAGACGGCGCCUUCUCAAAACCCUCAUCGGCAUCAUCGUCGGGCUGUUCGCGUCGCGGCUCUUCGCCGACGAGUGCUUCUGGUCUGGGCGCUCCAAGCCCUACCGGCUCAUCGACGACGAGAACCGGCGCGCCAUCAAUAAGAGCCUGCUGUUCGUCGGCGUCAUGACGGCCGCCAAGUACCUGGACGGCCGCGCCAGGGCCGUGUACGACACGUGGGGCCGCGAGGUGCCCGGCAAGGUGAUGUUCUUCGGCGGCGAAUCGGCCUACGCGGAGCACGUGCCGCUGGUGGGGCUCCGAGGCGUCGACGACGAGUACCCGCCGCAGCGGAAGAGCUUCAGGAUGCUCAAGUACAUGUACGAUCGCUUCGUCGAUCGGUACGAGUGGUUCGUGCGCGCCGACGAUGAUGUUUAUGUCAGGACUGAUAGGUUGGAGGAGCUGCUGAGGUCCGUUGAUAGCAGGAAACCUUGGUUCAUAGGCCAAACGGGCAGAGGCAACACCGAGGAAUUCGGGCUGCUCUCGCUGGACGACGACGAGAAUUUCUGCAUGGGAGGUCCGGGGGUGAUUCUGUCGAGGGAGACGCUGAAGCGGAUCGGGCCCUGGUUGGAGGAGUGCCUGGAUAAUCUCUACACGACGCACGAGGACGUGGAGCUGGGCAGAUGCGUGAAGAAAUACGCCGGGAUAUCCUGUACGUGGUCCUAUGAGGCGAGUGACUACUCUAGUAUGCAAGUCAUCCUCUACCACAAUCAAAGCGGAAACGCCGCGUUUUCCGGCGAUUUGAAGCAAAAAGAAGUCCACAGGGCGAUUACUCUGCACCCCGUCAAGCAACCCCAGUACAUGUACAGGCUGCAUAAAUACUUUAAGGGUUUGAAGAUCCAGAAUAACCAGCAGAAGCGCGUCCUGCUGCAUCGCGACAUCGCCUCAUCCAUGCAGGAAUUAGGCUAUCGGAUUGAUAGAGUCAACGCGGCCCGACUCGCGCCCGAUUUAGCACUGUUUGACCAACCCCGCGGAAGCGACGGGUACUUAGGCGAUAGCAGUACUUUAGGCGUACCGGCCGGUUUGAACAGGUACGUUCCUCAAACGUUAGAUGAGGUGUUAGAGUGGGAGCUCAUUUGCAAGACUUUGUACACCCACAGGGAUUCGAAUCCUCGCAAAAGGAUCGGGUCCUCUUUAAAAGAAGGUUUAGGCGAUGUUGUAAGAGAGAUUAUGGAACUGAUUAACUCGUUCUCGAGGCAGAGGGGUAGAGUUAUAGAUUUUAAAGAAAUCCUCUACGGCUACUGGAGAUUGGAUCCUUCGUAUGGUGUAGAUUUAAUUUUAGAUAUGCUGUUGGUUUAUAAAAAGUACAGGGGACACAAGAUGACUGUGCAAGUCAGGCGGCACGCUUAUGUUCAGCAAACAUUUACAGGGAUUUUCGUAAGAGAAGUGGAAGAUUACGCGCAUCACGAUCGAAACCUAGUCAGUUCGGACUCGCUACCGGUGCACAAACAAAUCGUCCACAAAAUAUUCUCGAAAAUCAACGAGCAACUACAGCCCCUGCUAAAUUUCUACGAUAUCAACGAGUCCUGUAUCAAUUUCAUCGUACCGCUAAGCGGUCGCCACGCCAUCUUCACCAGAUUCGCCGAAUUGUACGAGGAAAUCUGCCUGAAAACCUCCGAAAAUACCAACCUCUACGUGGUGCUCUACAGAAACGCCGAAGCUCCCGAAGACUACAACAAAACCGCUCAAUUCCUGCGAGAUUUAUCAGCGAAAUAUCCCCAUCGCAUCGUCCAAACCAUCACUCCAACCGGCCAGUUCUCCAGAGGCAAAGCCCUCCAGCGCGGAGUCGACCAGCUCCACCAGGACAGCCUCAUGUUAUUCAUCGACGUCGACAUGGUCUUCGACAGCGGCAGCUUGCGCAGGAUCCGCUCCAACGCCGUGCAACAGAGGAAACUCUAUUUUCCCAUCGUCUACAGCUUGUACAACCCCAGGUUCAUCAACGCCUCCUUCAGCGAACGCGCUUGGAUCGAUCCCGAGCAAAGGCCAAUCAACGAUAUCAACGGUUUUUGGAGGCAGUUCGGCUUCGGCAUCGCGAGCUUGUACAGGAGCGACUACGAUCGCUUGGGGGGCUUCGAUUUGGAGAUAUCGGAUUGGGGCAACGAGGACGUGGCCUUCUACGAUAACGCCGUGAGAUCGGAGUUGAGGAUCGUGCGGAGCGCGGAUCCCGGAUUGGUGCACAUCUAUCAUCCGGUGAGGUGCGAUGGAAUAAUGGAUGUGAAUCAGAAGACCAUGUGCUCGGGGACGAAGGCCAGCACUUUAGGAUCGCUGCGGUAUCUGCAGGCGUUGUUCUUGAAAUACAAGGAUUUGUUCAGGUAACACGAGGCCCGAUGUGUGUGGGGGUUUGUUCGUCUGUGAUUUAAACAUUCGCGUUCGCUAGGCAAUGAUGUCAUUAAUUUCCAUGUGGUUCAACAUUUCCCUAGUGUCGAUGUUAAUUCUCCCGUUUGGCUAGGGGAAUUUAACGAUGCGUAGUUGAAAGUCGAAGUUCUUGAGGUAAAUAU